Molecule: messenger RNA, 3234 nt
Organism: Rosa chinensis
Lineage: Eukaryota; Viridiplantae; Streptophyta; Magnoliopsida; Rosales; Rosaceae
Product: receptor-like protein 6
Exons: 1
Coding region: 1-3234 (1077 amino acids)
Molecular function (GO): protein binding
Source: RefSeq, a predicted model, not a curated record
AUGGAGAGGAGAGGACUUGAAAGUCAAGCCAAGCACAGAUUAUAUGGAGGCAUUUUCCAAUCCCAUUUACCUUUUAGAAGCCACCACAACCUAAUUAUCACUUUCCCUGCAAUUGUGCAUCUGAAAAUUUUCUGUAGAAUGAUAACUUUGAUCUUCCAUUUCUUCCUCUUCUUGAUCACUCCUUGUGUUACUAACCUCAUCCCUACUGUUCACAGCAAAUGUAUUGAAGCCCAGAAAGAAUCAUUGCUCAAUUUCAAGAAAAGUCUUGUAUUUAAUUCUUCUUCUUCCUCCAAGCUCAUAACAUGGAAUUCGAAUACCGAAUGCUGUACUUGGACCGGAGUAACUUGCAGCACUAAUGGGAGUGUUGUUGGACUUGACAUCAGUAGCGAGUCUAUCUCAUGCAACAUUGACAAUUCCAGCAGUCUUUUCCAACUACAACAUCUUCAGAGACUCAAUUUAGCCUAUACUAAUUUCAGUGGCUCUUCAAUUCCAUCUGCAAUCGGAAAGCUUAUAGAGUUGAGGUAUCUGAAUUUAAGAGGGGCUUAUUUUUCUGGGAAAAUUCCAAUCGAGGUUGCACACUUAACGAGGCUGGUAGUUCUUGAUCUCUCUUAUAAUUCCUAUCCCUUUUUUGCUGAGAACCAGAAUUUGAGCAUGCUAAUUCAGAACCUCACAGAGCUUACAGAAUUAUAUCUUGAUCAUAUAAACCUGUCGGCUGAGGGAUCUCACUGGGGCCAAACCAUAUCAUCUUCACUCCCAAAGCUGAGUGUGUUGACCUUGUCCUUUUGUGAUCUUCGAGGCCCUAUUCAUGAAUCGUUUGCCAAGCUUGAUUCUCUAUCCACGUUAAUAUUGUAUGGAAACAAUAUCUCUGGUCUGGUUCCAAAAUUCCUUGCCAAUUUUUCAAGCUUGAUUUCCUUGAGUCUCUCCGCUUGUAACUUGUACGGAGCAUUUCCCAAAGAGAUAUUCCAGGUACCUACACUAAAGUCUGUUGACCUAUCAGUUAAUUCAGAGCUUCGUGGUUCCUUACCUGAAUUUCUAAAGAAUGUAUCUCUUGAAUCCCUAGUUCUAUCCAGGACUAAGUUUUCAGGUGUCUUGCCAGACUCUAUUGGCAACCUUGAAAUGCUGUCUAGAUUAUAUGUUUCAGAUUGCAAUUUCACAGGGGCAAUUCCAAAGUCACUGGCAAACCUAACACAAUUGAGGUUUUUGGCCUUGUCAUCCAACAAGUUUUCUGGUUCGAUUAAUUAUAUUCAAUGGGACAAACUCAUCAAGCUUGAGCUUCUCGACUUGUCCAACAAUCUUCUUUACAGGAGUAUUCCAUUGUCUCCCUUUUCUAUUCGCUGGCUGCGGAGGUUAGAUCUUUCUGGAAAUCACUUCUCUGGUCAGGUGCUUGAAUUUUCUAAUGUCUCUUCGUACUUGCUGUACAUACUUGAUUUGAGUAGCAACAAUUUGGAAGGAUCAAUACCCGUGUCUAUCUUUAAUCUUCUAGGGCUUCAAGAGUUAAAUCUUUCUUCAAACAACUUGAGUGAUUUUCCUUUUUAUGGCCUUCACGAGUCGAGAAAUCUUUCAUUUCUUGAUCUAUCCCACAAUAGCUUGUUGUCCAAUCAUAAUGGUACCAACUCAUCACACCCCUCCCUCCUUCAGAUUCAGGCCUUGAAGUUGGAUUUUAACAAGUUGAAAACAUUCCCAAAUUUCCUGAAAAAUCAAUCUAGUUUAGCCUACUUGGAUCUUUCAGACAACCAGAUUCCAGGUCAGAUACCCAAUUGGAUAUGGGGGCUUCCUCUCAAAACUCUAGGUCUCUGUUGUAACAAGUUGGUAAGUCUAGAAGCCCCUUUACUUGGUUCUACUUACAAUCUGUUGAAUAUUGAUCUUCACUCAAACCAGCUUCAGGGACAAAUACCAUUGUUCAUAAGUGGUAAUUAUUUGGAUUACUCAAGAAAUAAUUUCAGCUCUAGCAUACCAACUGAUAUUGGUGAUUUCAUUUCUUCCACGGCCUACCUUUCUCUUUCAAGCAGUAACUUGUAUGGGGAAAUUCCAAUAUCAAUAUGCAAUGCAAGUGGCAUAGUUCUUGAUCUCUCUAAUAACUCUUUGAGUGGAAUCAUUCCCCAAUGCUUGACUCAGGCAUCUUCGCUUAAUGUCCUUGAUUUGAGGAGAAACAACCUUAAUGGAUCUAUCCCCGAUACUUUUCUUCAAGGUUGUAAUUUGCAAAGUCUAGCUCUGAGCAGAAAUCAUAUACAAGGUCGAUUUCCAAAAUCUCUAGCCAAUUGUUCAAUCUUAGAGGUUUUAGACCUUGGAGUCAAUCAAAUAAUAGAUGUUUUUCCCUGCAUGUUGAAGACCAUAUCCACCUUGCGUGUCCUUGUGUUGCGAUCCAACAAAUUUUAUGGACCCAUUGGAUGUCCUGAGACCAAUGGCACCUGGCCGAAGCUUCAAAUCAUAGACUUAGCUCAUAACAGUUUCAAUGGUGAAAUACCCGGUAUGUCAUUGACAACAUGGAAGGCAAUGAUGGUUAAUGAAGAUAAUUACCAAUCUCCCCGUAGCUUUUGGUGGGGAGCAGGUGGUGGAAGUGGGCACUCUAUUCAAUUGGAAGAUGUAGUAACAACUACAAUCAAAGGUCUAGAGAUGGAUCUUGUAUAUAUUUUAACUAUCUUCACUUCGAUUGACUUCUCUGGUAACAAGUUCAGCGGAACAAUACCCAAGGAAAUUGGCCUACUGAGAUCAUUACAUGUCCUUAAUCUGUCCAGUAAUGCUUUCACAGGCGAAAUCCCAUCAUCCUUUGGUAACAUGAGAACCAUCGAGUCCUUAGACCUCUCACAAAACCACCUGAGCGGCCAAAUUCCACCACAAUUUGCAAAUCUCACUUUUCUUUCGUACUUGAAUGUCUCAUAUAAUCAACUGACGGGAAGGAUCCCAACCGCCACUCAGUUAUCGACAUUUCCAAAUACCUCCUUCGAGGGUAACAAAGGAUUAUGGGGGCCUCCUCUGACAUCGGAUACAACAAUCGUAGUACCACCUCCAACGUUAAAUGGAAGCUCAAGUAAGCCGAAUUCUGGAGAUGAGAUUGAGUUGAAUGUUCUCAGUGCUGACAUUGGAUUUACAUGUGGGUUUGCAAUUGUCGUCGGGUCACUUUUGUUUUGCAAGAGAUGGAGGAAAUGGUACUACAGAGCUAUGUUUAACAUCCUGUUCAAGAUAUUCCCUCAGCUGGAACACAGAUUUGGUAAUCACAGAAGGCAUUUUACAUAA